Rubroshorea leprosula is the source of this 4708-nucleotide messenger RNA. The record is from the annotation of a GenBank genome assembly. NCBI's taxonomy places the organism in Eukaryota, Viridiplantae, Streptophyta, Magnoliopsida, Malvales, Dipterocarpaceae.
AAUUGAAACCAACCCUAAGCUCUUCUAAUCUUCGCUCUGUUGGUAACCCCGAUUAUUACUGACUUAAGCAUCGGAGUGUCUACCCCGAGAUCCAUCUCGGGGCUUUGCAGGUCAAUCCGGAGUGCAGAUAUGAACUGAAGAAGGACAUCUGGUUUGGUGCAAUUACAUUUUGGCGCCGUCUGUGGGAAUUCGGACUAAAAGCUUCCUUGUCGCUCUUAUCAUGGUUAAAACUAGGUCAGCCCGAGGUGGAAACUCGUCUCAGCCUCUUGGACGAGGUCAGGUCCCCAGCAACCUUCCACCUCAUCCCCCGUCCCCAAUCCUGAAUACACUCCCUCGUGUUGACCAUACAGAAGGAGGAGAUGAAAAUGAACCACACAAUUCGAUUCACAACUCAGCCUCUACUGCCAACCAAGACGUAGUUGCAGCCCAGCUCGUCGCCAUGCAACAACAGUUUGGUGUCUUUCAGCUAGUGCUGGCUCAGCUAUUAGCUCGGAACAAUCCUGGUGAUCCGCUCAUCAACCUACUCAAUCCUGCUCCACAACCCCCAGCUCCACAACAAAAUCCUGAACCAGUUCAACAUGCUCAUGCUAUUAGUGAAUCCCAGGGCCAAUCUCACAUCGCACCAGUUCAGCAACCUCUUCAUGAUGAUGUUCCUCGACAACCCUACCCUGCUGGCUUCAGAAUACCUCAACUUGAGACUUAUGAUGGGACAAAAGACCCUAAUGAUCAUCUGCAUGCUUUCUACUCUUGCAUGCAAGCCCAGAAUGCCUCUGAUGCAUUGAUGUGCAAAAUAUUUCCUUCUACUCUCCGAGGAAACGCUCGUACCUGGUAUUACAGUCUACCCCCAAAGUCAAUCAAUUCUUAUACAGGACUGGCGUCUGCUUUUGCCACAAAGUUUUCCAGUAGAAGGUUGAUAAGGAAAACCACUUCUGAGUUGAUGCGAGUCCGGCAGAGGGACGACGAGUCUUUGAAGAAUUUUAUGAGCAGAUUCAAUGAUGCAGUGUUGGAGGUUAACUCCUUCGACCAGGCUGUGGGCAUUACGGCUGUGAUCUCAAGUCUUGGCCAUGAGAGAUUCAGAGAUAGUCUGCUUAAACAUCCUGCCACCACCUUCAGCGAGGUAAAUGAUAGAUCACUGAAAUUCAUCACUGCUGAGGAAUAUGCCUUGUCGCAGAACCCAACUCCUAUUAAGAACCAAUAUUCGGACUGGAGAGAUGAGAAUCCGAACAGGAAACGGAUGAAGACAACACAGAACCGAGGUAAACCUCCAGUUACUUGGACUCCUUUUAAUUUACCGAGGUCACAAAUCUUUAUGCAGAUUAAGAAUAAGAUGGACUUAAGACGUCCGGGUCCAAUGAGAACUACUGCUGCUGCCAGAGAUCAUACUAGGUAUUGUGAUUUUCAUCAAGAUCACGGUCAUACAACAGAGCAGUGCAACAGUCUGAGGUCCGAACUGGAAAGUCUGGCUCAGAAGGGAAUGUUGAAUGAAUACAUCCAGAGGGGUGAACAGCCAAAGUUUGUCAGAGAACAGGGGCUACAGCAUCAAGGAGUUCGCAAUCCCCCAAACAGGCAAGGUGUGGGAUAUCAGCAAGUGCUACCCCCGCUCCCACCACCAGCUAGAAUCAUACACAUGAUUACGGGAGGCUUGGAAGCAGGUGGACUGAGCUCUAAGCAGCGCAAGUUAUAUGUCAGAGAGCGUGUCCUUGUUGACACAGGGAGUGCACCAGACAUCAUGUACUUCCAUUGUUUUGAGAGUCUUGGUUUGGAUCCAACUUUGUUGCAGCGGUAUGAUGGUCCCAUCUACGGAUUCAACAAUCAACCAGUCCCAGUUGAAGGAGUCCUCACCAUGAAUUUCCCAACUCCUAUGGGAAUAGCAACACUGCGAGGCAACCAGGAGGUGGCUAGGCAUUGCUAUAUCACCUCGGUUACACAACCUAAGAAGGGCAAGGCCCAGAUGCCCGAGGCAGCUCCUCAAAAGAUUUCUGACAAUCAGCAAGUCAUGGGUGUUGAAAUAGUAGAUAACCGACCGGAGGAUGAAACCCAAGCUGCUCCAGUGGAGGAUGUGGAAGAAGUACAGACUGAUGACAGAGAUCCGAGCCGAAAAACGCAAAUAGGGACUAAACUGGACCCGAAGGAAAGAGCAGACCUAAUAGCUUUUCUCCGGGCCAACAAAGAUGUUUUUGCAUGGACUUCAGCCGAUAUGCCGGGAGUUCCUACUUCGGUUUCUCAACAUAAGCUCAGCACCAAUCCACUCAAGAAACCAGUAGCUCAGAAGCGGCGCCUCUUUGGGGGAGAAAGGUUAAAAGUCAUUAAAGAAGAAGUCGAGAAACUCCUACAAGCUGGCUUUGUCAGGAGGGUCGAUUACUGUGAGUGGGUCGCCAAUCUGGUGCUGGUGAAAAAAGCAAACGGUAAAUGGCGGAUGUGCAUCGAUUACACUAACCUCAACGAUGCAUGUCCAAAUGACUGUUACCCAAUGCCAAACAUUGAUAAGCUGGUUGAGGCAGCUUCGGGAAAUGAGAGAUUAAGUCUCUUGGAUGCAUAUUCAGGAUAUCACCAGGUGCCAAUGGCUCCAGAAGACGAAGAAAAAACCUCGUUCUAUGCCGGCGAUGAAAUUUAUUGCUAUGUGAUGAUGCCCUUCGGCUUGAAGAACGCAGUGGUAAAGAGUUUGAAAGCUGACGAUCACUUAACCGACCUUGAGGAGACAUUCAACAAUCUCAGACAGAAUAGAAUGAGGUUAAACCCAGCCAAAUGCAUCUUUGGUGUGGAGUCUGGAAAAUUCCUGGGUUUUAUGGUUUCCCGGAGAGGGAUUGAGGUCAACCCAGAGAAGAUUAGAGCAAUUGCCGAGAUGGAACCGCCGAAGUCAGUGAAGGACAUACAGAGGUUGACUGGAAGGGUAGCAGCUCUUCAUCGGUUCAUAUCGAAGUCAGCAGAUAAGUGCCUACCAUUUUUCAAGAUUAUGCAGUCAGUUGCCCAGAAGGAUGAAUCGGGUAAUUCCAUUCCUACUCCGGAGCCCAAUGACUGGACCUUAUAUGUUGAUGGGGCAUCUAGUAGCAAAGGUUCAGGAGCUGGUGCUCUCUUAAUCGGCCCAGAUGGAUACCGAAGCGAACAUACUUUGAAAUUUAACUUCGAUGCAACAAACAACAUGGCUGAGUAUGAAGCCCUGCUACUUGGUCUGCAGUUAGCAUUGGAAUUAAAACUUAGUGCGAUCCAAGUAUACAGUGACUCCCAGCUGGUGGUGAACCAAAUUAACUCCAUCUGCGAAGUUGUUGAUCCUGUGAUGGUGAAAUAUGUAGCUCUGGUGGCCGAGCUGAAGUGCAAAUUCCAGAAAUUCUGUCUGAGCAAAAUCCCCCGAACUGAGAACGAACAAGCAGAUUCACUCUCUAAAUUCGCCUCUGAUAGUUCUUCACAUUCCAGAUCAGUUUUUGUGGAGGUCUUAGAUGAACCAAGCUUCAUGAAGCCACGGGUGAUGGAGAUCAGCAUCGACCUAGGCACACCGAGCUGGACGGACCCAAUUCCCUCCUUCUUACGAGACGGGAUAGUACCUGAGGACAGGCAGGAGGCAAUGAAGUUGAGGAGGAAAGCAUCUCGAUAUACACUUGUUGAUGAGGUCCUCUAUAAGCGAUCUUUCUCUCUACCUCUUCUACGGUGCUUGAAUCCCUAUGAAGCAGAAUAUGCACUCAGGGAGGUGCAUGAAGGUGUUUGCGGAAGUCACGUGGGUGCUCGAACUUUGGCUCAUAAAGUCCUUAGGCAGGGUUAUUAUUGGCCCAACAUGUACAAGGAUGCCACUCACUUUGUUCAGAGAUGCUUGAAAUGCCAGUUCUUUGCGCACCUGACUCACCAGCCUGCAGAAGAACUCACUACUCUGGUAGCACCAUGGCCAUUUGCUCAGUGGGGAUUGGAUCUUUUGGGCCCAUUCGUGAAGGGGGUUGGUGGUGUAACCCACCUGAUUGUUGGUGUAGACUAUUUCACAAAGUGGGUUGAAGCUCGGCCAUUAUCCAGUCUUACUUCCAAGAAGUUCACCCCGGUUUACCAUCCGGAGUCCAACGGCAUGGUUGAAUCUGUUAACAAGUGCAUCUUAAAAGGUAUAAAGCCGAGGCUGGAACAACACAAGGCCAAAUGGGCAGACGAUCUCAACAACGUCCUCUGGGCAUACAGAACUACGAGUCAAACUGCCACAGGCGAAACACCUUAUCAUCUGGCUUUUGGUACCGAAGCAGUCAUUCCUAUCGAGAUUGGGGUUCCAAGCUUCCGAGUCACCCAUUUCGAUGAAGGACGGAAUGGACAACUGCUUCGGGAGAACCUUGAUUUGCUUGAUGACGUUAGAGAAGAAGCACGACUUCGAACUCUAGUCUACAAGCAGAAAAUAGCAAACUUCUACAACAAAAGAGUUCGACCCCGAACAUUCAAAGUAGGAGACCUUGUUCUCAGGAAAGCAGGUCUGACGGGGUUCGAAACUCGAUUCGGCAAAUUGGCACCAAACUGGGAAGGCCCCUACACUGUCGCCGAAGUGCCGCACCCAGGUGCUUAUAUCCUACGGGACACUGAAGGCAAACGGGUUCCCAGAGUCUGGAAUAUCAAUAACUUGAAGAAGUUUUACCCUUAAGUAUACUUCAUUUAAGUGAACUUUGUUUUAAUAGUUCUUACUUUCACUCCUACUGCUCAACUUAGAGUGUAUUUUAACUCAAUUCAUUAAUAAGUUUCACUUCCUGUC